Messenger RNA from Phoenix dactylifera (date palm), 890 nucleotides. RefSeq lists its product as uncharacterized. The record is from RefSeq and is a predicted model, not a curated record. NCBI's taxonomy places the organism in Eukaryota, Viridiplantae, Streptophyta, Magnoliopsida, Arecales, Arecaceae.
CGAUGUGCGGUUUGCGGCGUCAUCCGUGAGGCCACGAACCCGGCGUCCACGCGGCCCGUUUGCGACAUCGACGAACCUUCUCUCGCACUGCCCUUCUCCUCCGCCUCCUCCUAUAUACACCCCUCAGCCGCCGCGCCUCUUUCUCAAUUCGCUCUCUUCCUAAUACUCCCUUUCAUUUCUCGUCUUGGAUGCACCGCUGUUCAUGGGCUCUUGCUUCUCCUCCAGCUCCGGCGAUAGUUCUCAGCCCACGGCCAAAGUCGUCACCUCCGACGGCUCUCUGAAAGAGUACUCUGCACCGGUCCCGGCCUCCGACGUCCUCGGCGAAGACUGCCGGUCUUUUUUCAUCUGUAGCGCCGAUAGGCUCUACUUCGACGCUCACGUUCCGGCGUUGGGCGCCGAUGAGCGGCUCCAAUUGGACCAGAUAUACUUCGUGCUUCCGAACGCGAAGCUGCAGCACCCGUUGACGAGGCUCGACAUGGCGGCCCUGGCGGUGAAGGCUAGCUCGGCGCUCGCAGUUGCCUCGAGGAAGCGCGGCAAAGGCCGGAGGAUUCGAGUCAUGCCCGUCGCGGAGGUCUGCGAGGAAGUCGGAGAUGGAUAUGUUGAUGGAUUCAAGAGAUGGGAUGGUGCUAAGGUUGAAAUUUUGGCGGAGAGAUCGGUGGUCAUGGAGAAGAAGGUGGGAAAAGGGUUUUCCAUGCGGGGUGGAAUGAGACCUCCGCGUUAUAGGGGAAAUUGAGCAACAAUUGAGGAGGGUCAUGAGUGAAAUGUUUCUCCUCUUUUUUUUUUUUUUAAAUCUUGUUGUUUACAUGUAAAGAGAGAAAAUGAUAUUGGGUUAUUUAUUUCCAUCUUCUAUAUAUGGUGUUGCUGGUUGCAACUUCGUUAUUUUAGUCAGA